AUCGGAGAAGAAGACUCAUCCACCGCACGCUCAGGCAAGGGUAGUUGUGAAACAAGCAACAAGCUAGCUGAUGCUUCACUAAAUCCUUCCCCUCUGCAUGUGUCGUGUCUCAGUAUCAGUUGUCGUCCUCUGAGUUGUUGCUGUCAAUCAAAAGGAGGAAUUCAAACCAACCCGGUGUGCAGACAUGAGCUCGGUCAGAGAUGAAGGUAAGGACCGAAUUAUCUUUGUCACCAAAGAGGAUCAUGCGACACCCAGCAGUGCUGAGCUGGUAGAGGAAGACCCUGAUGACCCUUAUGAGGAGCAAGGGCUGAUUCUUCCCAGUGGGGAGAUCAACUGGAACUGCCCCUGUCUGGGUGGGAUGGCCAGCGGACCCUGUGGGACUGAAUUUAAAGACGCCUUCUCCUGUUUCCACUACAGUAAGGAGGAGGUGAAGGGAUCUGAAUGCCUGGAGCACUUCAGGGCCAUGCAGGAGUGCAUACAGCGUUACCCCGAGCUCUAUCCACAAGAAGAUGACAAGGUGCGAAAAGAACAAUCAUCAGAAACAGAGCCGACCUCACAAGACUCUGCAUCUGCAGAAACCCCAGGUACCGACUCAACAUCUGCAGAAACACCAGCUGCCGACUCAACAUCUGCAGAAACCCCAGGUACCGACUCAACAUCUGCAGAAACACCAGCUGCCGACUCAACAUCUGCAGAAACACCAGGUGCCGACUCAACAUCUGCAGAAACCCCAGGUGCCGACUCAACAUCUGCAGAAACCCCAGGUGCCGACUCAACAUCUGCAGAAACCCCAGGUGCCGACUCAACAUCUGCAGAAACACCAACUACCGACUCAACAUCUGCAGAAACCCCAGGUGCCGACUCAACAUCUGCAGAAACCCCAGGUGCCGACUCAACAUCUGCAGAAACCCCAGGUGCCGACUCAACAUCUGCAGAAACCCCAGGUGCCGACUCAACAUCUGCAGAAACCCCAGGUGCCGACUCAACAUCUGCAGAAACCCCAGGUGCAGACUCAACAUCUGCAGAAACCCCAGGUGCCGACUCAACAUCUGCAGAAACCCCAGGUGCAGACUCAACAUCUGCCACCGAGCCGGACUCUGAUAGUAUGCUACCCAACACAGAGGGCUCAGGGGAAAGCUAGUGAUGAGCCCUGGUUACAAUGUAAAGCCAAGGCUUAAGAAUCGGACUGAAAUCCCAUUAAGUCAUUGCUUGUUGCAUUCAUAAAUAACAUCAUAGUGUUUUUUUAACAUUUGCCGUUGAAAUUCUUUUUUAAAUGAAGCAAAAACCUUUUGAGGGUGUAUCCAAAAUGCUCAUUAUGCUGAUCACUGUUUCUUUAACUGCAGGCUGCGUGGCCUGCAGGGGAACGAGUCACAUAGCCUGUUCUGCCAUUUACAAGUCAUUUGGAGAAAGUGCGUCGUUGGGAUUGAAAAGUAAAUCAACACAAGAAUCUAAACUGAGCGAAGUGAUGCCUGUACGUGAGUUAACAUUAUGUUUAAGUUGCUGCAGCUGAUGAGCUACUUUCUCUAUCUCACAUGGAAACUCACGAUAGCAGUGCACGUUUCCCUGUUGAAUGUUUGUUUAGUCACAAGUUCAACAAGCUAUGGUACAGGAAACAUGUUCUUUCAUGUUGGCAGGUUAGAUAAGAAGAAGACUUUAGCAGCGAAGAUGAUGUGGGUUGUUAUUCAAUGGCUACUGCUUUAUGAAAACAUGGUUCAACAUGAUGCGAUUUAAAUAUCUCUAUGCAAAAAAGGUCUUCAUCCAAUGAUGGAAAGGUUAAAUAUUCCAAAACGUAUAGGGUCUGCUAUUGUGAAACCAAACACGUAAACUACAUUAAAUUAUAUUUAGAAUAUAUAAGCUCUUACUUUUGGACUUUUACUUACAGAGGAUCAGAGGACAUCCGGGUUAUAUAGUAAAUAUGUGAAAAACUAUCAUGACCUUUAUUUCCAGUUGAACUAAACAAUGUAUUUAUGAAUAAGAUGGGCUUACAGUAUACUUGUGUGAAACUAUGUUAUCAAUGCAACAACUAUCUUGAGUGUUUAAAUUAAGGAUGGGAAAUCCUGCCUUUGGCAAUACAAGAUAAAACAAAUAUAUUUAGUUCAAUGAAGAACCUAGAGUACACUGUGUAUUAUGUCCUUUUCUUUGUCUCUUGGAGCGGCAGCACUAAGUUAAUUCAGAGAAACUCCACUAAUUGAUAAUCGAUCAGCUGUUAAAGUCAUUUUAAAUGCAAAGAUGGUAGAAAAAGCGUUCCACCUUUCAAAAAUGGAGAAUUCCUGCUUUUCUUUAGUGUGUAUAAAAUGUAACUGAAUAUUUAAAGGGUAAGGACCGACGAGACAAGACAUUUGAAAAACAUAACUUUAAACUUUGACAAAUGCGAUCGACAUUCUUCCCAUCUGACAUGUUAUAGACCAAACGUUUAAUCGAGAAAUUAACGAGUAAUUCUUAGUUGCAGAGAUUCCUAUGAUGUAUGUACACGUGAUAUACAAAGUUUACUUCCUUUUUGUUCCAUUUCAUAUGUUUGACUCAAAGUUUAUAAUAGUGAUUAUACGGAUGAAGACAACCUCACUAUUUCGACUGAGCAGUCUUGAUUGCUAUCUGUGGUGUAUAUCCAGUUAUACAACUUUACCUCAGCUGAACUAAAGUGAACCAUUCAUGUCAAACACAAGUUUGACUAGUGUGACUUUUUAUAUAAUAAAUUAUCCUUUAUAAUA
Messenger RNA from Gymnodraco acuticeps, 2708 nucleotides. Its product is annotated as mitochondrial intermembrane space import and assembly protein 40-like. The coding region runs from base 185 to 1141 and encodes 318 amino acids. Gene Ontology annotation, cellular component: mitochondrial intermembrane space. The transcript has 3 exons. Gene Ontology annotation, molecular function: protein-disulfide reductase activity. Lineage: Eukaryota; Metazoa; Chordata; Actinopteri; Perciformes; Bathydraconidae. The record is from RefSeq and is a predicted model, not a curated record. Gene Ontology annotation, biological process: protein import into mitochondrial intermembrane space.